Molecule: messenger RNA, 468 nt
Organism: Fusarium fujikuroi IMI 58289
Lineage: Eukaryota; Fungi; Ascomycota; Sordariomycetes; Hypocreales; Nectriaceae
Exons: 2
Coding region: 1-468 (155 amino acids)
Source: RefSeq, a predicted model, not a curated record
AUGCGCGUCGACGCCAUUCGCGCAUGGAUCGAUUCCGUUGAUUCUUCGAGCCCGUUCAUCGACUUCCGCGGGCAAAUUUCCUUAGCAAAUACAACUAAGAAAAGAAGGCUCAGCGACAAUUCAAUGGAGAGCCCUUCAAAAUGGAAGCCCAGGGAACAGCCCGAAGCAGAAACACCUUUUGACCCCGACAAAACACCACAAUCAUCAUCUACUCUCCCAAUGAACUCUAUCUUCGAUCAUCCGCCACCGUCAUUAUAUGUCACUGGCUCUACUAUCGACUCAUUUCUUCGCACUCUUGCGGCCCGUCCGCAUUUCCCCAAGUCAACAGCCGACCUGAAUCGCUUCAAUCGCCCGACUCGGUUCAGUCUUGAGCCUGAUCUGAAAGCAGCUCUUCCUCCCGAUGCACACGAUCUGUACAAGGCGUUGCACGAUGUGCAGUGGGGCACGACAUUCUUCCGCAUGCUCUGA